Sesamum indicum (sesame) is the source of this 1878-nucleotide messenger RNA. It is a transcript of the gene LPAT4, whose product is annotated as lysophosphatidyl acyltransferase 4. The record is from RefSeq and is a predicted model, not a curated record. Gene Ontology annotation, molecular function: acyltransferase activity. Lineage: Eukaryota; Viridiplantae; Streptophyta; Magnoliopsida; Lamiales; Pedaliaceae. Gene Ontology annotation, cellular component: endomembrane system.
CGUUGUCCUUGUCUAAGGUCAAACAUAACUUGACGGCCAGCACCGGUGUAUUGCCAUAGACAUGAUGUAUAAUUGCAGUGCAGGCGAUUGGUAUUCGGAUGAUUGACAUUCCGCUACAUCUACGCCACUCAGGAAUUACUCGACAUCACAACGGUAGGUGGGGCCACACCAGAUUCCUUCCUCUAUACGGUUCUAAAGCUUCUAGACUUUUUUUCUAUUAGCAUUAGCAUAUUCCAAGAGCAUACGCGCGUGUAUAUAUCUAUAUAUAUAGUGUGUGUGUGGUUUGGUCUGAGAAGUUCCUGUUAUAUUGGCUGGCGAUUGGAGAUUUGUGAUCCUCUGCUUCGUCACUCUCGAUGCAUCGGAACACCUCACCGCUUCUCUAUCAGAUGCAAGCUGUUUUCUUGUAUGGAUCUUGACCAGCUCUUUGGUCCCCGAAAAAACUAAGUGAAGUUUUUCUGUACGGCUUGAAGAUCUUUGUCUUGCUCCAGUGUUGUGGGCAAAGAUUAAAGAUGAGUAUGGAGAUUAGCCAGCCCCUCCAAUCUACCAAAGGACUAAAGCAUUUCCCGCUGACCCCUUUUAGGUUUUUUAGGGGACUGCUAUGUUUAGCAGUUUAUCUUUCAACUGCAUUUAUGUUCUUAGUGUAUUUUGUACCCCUGGUUGCUGUAGUUCUGCGCCUAAUUAGUGUACAUUAUAGUAGAAAAUCUGUAUCCUUCCUGUUUGGCUUAUGGCUUGGUCUAUGGCCAUUCUUAUUUGAAAAGAUAAACAAAACUAGAGUUAUCUUUUCUGGUGACAGAGUUCCAGUAGAACAGCGUGUUUUAAUAAUUGCCAAUCACAGAACCGAGGUUGAUUGGAUGUAUCUGUGGAAUCUUGCACUGCGGAAAGGGUGCUUGGGAUACAUCAAGUAUAUUCUCAAGAGCAGUUUGAUGAAACUGCCAGUUUUUGGCUGGGGAUUUCACAUAUUAGAGUUCAUCCCGGUGGAGAGAAAGUGGGAAGUUGAUGAACCAGUAAUGCGCCAAAUGCUUUCUACCUUUACCAAUCGGGAGGAUCCACUGUGGCUUGCUGUUUUCCCUGAAGGAACCGACUAUACGGAACAAAAAUGCUUAAAAAGCCAGAAGUUUGCUAACGAAAAUGGAUUGCCAGUAUUGAAAAAUGUGCUGCUUCCAAAGACGAGGGGUUUCAAUGUUUGCUUAGAGAUCCUGAGGGGCUCCUUAGAUGCAGUUUAUGAUGUGACUAUCGCAUACAAGAAUCAAUGCCCUUCUUUCUUGGACAAUGCAUUCGGCAUUGAUCCCUCUGAAGUACACAUGCAUGUCAGACGUAUCCCUCUCGAGGAAAUCCCUGUAUCUAAAGACGAAGCUGCUGCUUGGUUGAUGAAUGCAUUUGUGUUAAAGGAUCAGCUGCUCACUGAUUUCAUCGUAAACGGUCAUUUUCGUCAGGAAUCAACAGAAAAUCAACUUUCAACAGUCAAAUGCGUGGCCAAUUGCAUAGUUGUAAUUGUUUUUACUGGUAUAUUCACUUAUCUCACCUUUUUUUCAUCCCAUUGGUUUAAGGUCUAUGUAGGUUUAUCUUUAGCAUACCUGGUUUAUGCCACUUGUUUCAACUUCAGACCAAAACCUGUUACUGAUUCUGAAGAAACUAUAUACCAGAGGAAAACAAUUUAAAUAUGGCCGGACGUCUAUAAACCGGUUUUAAUGAUAGUUAUGAAAUAGUUUCUGCUGUGAAUCUUCUUGCAGUGAACUUUGAAUAUCUUCGUUUUCUUGAAUUUAUCUUUGCUGAGCAUCACUUGUAGUUGAACAGGUGCCAAAAAUUUGCAAGUUUUACUUGAUUGAAUAUAACUUUCCAUUCUUUAUGGUGACUGAGGGAAUUGUCUCUCUUUCUUGA